AGCAAUGAAUUUUAAACAUUUGUUUACAGGAGGGAAGAUUCAUUUGAGAACUUCGCAGACUUUCCUUCAGAACAGGACCAUUUAUUUAGGAGAUAAGUUGGUGCACAACAAUGGAGUUCUUAGUGAGGACUUGUUUAAAAUUGUGGUGUAUAUUCAGCUUGAUGUUUUUCUUCAGUCAAGCAGAAUAUUCAAGUUUUAGUGAUCAAAGGACUGAGAUUAUAUGUAUGAUGGAACAGCGAGUACUUAAUUGCUCAUCAGGGGGUCACAUUGCUAUCGACAGCGCUGUCUUUGGGCGAACGGACAUCACAAGCUGUCCAGUUAUUCCACCACCAACCAACCUUACAGGUUGUGAAGUCGAUGUGGCGAUUGUGGUAGCUGGGAGCUGCUCCGCGAUAAAUACUUGCAACAUACCAGACACGUCAACGGGCCAAGAAUAUCAAGUAUCAUCACCUCCUUGCCCCGAUGUCACCAAGUACUUGAAUGUUUCCUAUCAUUGCAUAGAUUUGGAUGAGUGUAGUCUACAAUCGCACGAUUGCGAUGUGCAUGCCACAUGUACCAACACUCCUGGGUCUUUCAAUUGCUCGUGCAACACGGGAUAUACCGGAAAUGGAAAGGAAUGCGAAGAUAUCGACGAAUGUGCAACCAAUAGCAACAGUUGUGAUGUAAAUGCAUACUGCACCAACAACGUAGGAUCUUUCACCUGCGCUUGCAAAUCUGGAUUCACGGGCACCGGAAGAAUCUGCGAAGAUAUCAACGAAUGUGCAACCAAUAGCAACAGUUGUGAUGUAAAUGCAUACUGCACCAACAACGUAGGAUCUUUCACCUGCGCUUGCAAAUCUGGAUUCACGGGCACCGGAAGAAUCUGCGAAGAUAUCAACGAAUGUGCAACCAAUAGCAACAGUUGUGAUAUAUUCCUCUUAUCACGGCCCAACGUAGGCUGGGUUGAUAGGAGCAGGGGUCGGGGUAGUGCCUGUCUGGACGUCGUACAAGAUACCCGGCCUUCUUCCGUUCGGAAUAUCAACGAAUGUGCAACCAAUAGCAACAGUUGUGAUGUAAAUGCAUACUGCACCAACAACGUAGGAUCUUUCACCUGCGCUUGCAAAUCUGGAUUCACGGGCACCGGAAGAAUCUGCGAAGAUAUCAACGAAUGUGCAACCAAUAGCAACAGUUGUGAUGUAAAUGCAUACUGCACCAACAACGUAGGAUCUUUCACCUGCGCUUGCAAAUCUGGAUUCACGGGCACCGGAAGAAUCUGCGAAGAUAUCGACGAAUGUGCAACCAAUAGCAACAGUUGUGAUGUAAAUGCAUACUGCACCAACAACGUAGGAUCUUUCACCUGCGCUUGCAAAUCUGGAUUCACGGGCACCGGAAGAAUCUGCGAAGAUAUCGACGAAUGUGCAACCAAUAGCAACAGUUGUGAUGUAAAUGCAUACUGCACCAACAACGUAGGAUCUUUCACCUGCGCUUGCAAAUCUGGAUUCACGGGCACCGGAAGAAUCUGCGAAGACUUCAACGAGUGCUCUCCAAAACUUAGCAAUCCCUGUGGAAAUGGAAAUUGCACCAAUGAAGAUGGAUCUUAUACAUGCACCUGUUCCAGUGGAUUCAUUUUGAGCCCUGAUAACAGUACAUGCAUUGAUAUCGAUGAGUGUACAGCCAACACACACGAUUGUGAUGAAAAUGCAGAUUGUGUCAACACUAAUGGGUCUUUCACGUGCUCCUGCAUUGCGGGAUUCACUGGAAACGAAUGUAUAGAUAUCAAUGAGUGUACGGCCAACACACAUGAUUGUGAUGAAAAUGCAGACUGUGUCAACACUAAUGGGUCUUUCACGUGCUCCUGCAAUGCAGGCUUCACCGGAAACGGAACCAAAUGCACAGAUAUCAACGAGUGUACAUCCAACACACAUGAUUGUGAUGAAAAUGCAGAAUGUAUCAACACCAAUGGGUCUUUCACGUGCUCCAGCAACGCGGAAUUCACCGGAAACGGGACCGAAUGCACCCCGACUACAGAGAGUAGACCGUCCCAGCAAAGAAAAUCCUCCCGUCGUCUUGUUGCAGUGGUUACAUCUGUUGUAGUCGUAUUUGUCGUCCUCCUCAUCGUCGGCAUCAUUAUUGCUGUUAUCUGUUGUAGACGACGGAAUUUGACCAAGAAAGGCCAGCAGGCACGUGUAGAAAAGAAGAGGGGUCAACAGAACAACGAGUCGAAGUUCGACCAAAGGAAGUCCACUAGUAGUCAGGUGGGUCUGUACAAUCCAACAUUCACCAAUGGAUCCGGCCUGGAGGCUAAUCAGGAAGCAGAGUACACCGAGCUCGAAUCUAUCUAGCAUCAUUGUCGUCAACUGGGGUCCAUUCGUAAAGCUAAUUAGAAUAACAGUCAAAAGCCAAUAAAAAUACUUCAAUCUGAUUGGCUGUAGAUUUUUUUUAAUAGAAAUUCUGCACUUGUUAUGUAAACAAGUUUUAACGAAACGGGCCCCUUGUCUGACAUCAUCACCACCAGUCAAGUUGUCCGAUCUGAAAGUUUUAAUCGAUUGUGAU
Messenger RNA from Lytechinus variegatus (green sea urchin), 2532 nucleotides. Its product is annotated as fibrillin-2-like. The transcript has 19 exons. NCBI's taxonomy places the organism in Eukaryota, Metazoa, Echinodermata, Echinoidea, Temnopleuroida, Toxopneustidae. The record is from RefSeq and is a predicted model, not a curated record. Gene Ontology annotation, molecular function: carbohydrate binding; protein binding; calcium ion binding. The coding region runs from base 111 to 2321 and encodes 736 amino acids.